Solenopsis invicta (red fire ant) is the source of this 2050-nucleotide messenger RNA. RefSeq lists its product as uncharacterized. Gene Ontology annotation, biological process: base-excision repair, AP site formation. The transcript is spliced from 2 exons. The record is from RefSeq and is a predicted model, not a curated record. Lineage: Eukaryota; Metazoa; Arthropoda; Insecta; Hymenoptera; Formicidae. The coding region runs from base 594 to 1925 and encodes 443 amino acids. Gene Ontology annotation, molecular function: mismatch base pair DNA N-glycosylase activity. Gene Ontology annotation, cellular component: nucleus.
AUCUCGGACCGAUUUUUAGCAUUGCAAAUACAGCUUAACGCUUAAAACGAGAUAAAUUGAAAUAAAUACAUAUAUAUACAAUCAAGCGUAGGAGAGAGAGAGAGAGAGAAAGAGAGAGAGACAGAGAGAGCAAAGAUUCUCCAAGUGCAAAAAGUGCAAGAGCAACGCGAACGAGCCUGUAAUCGUAUGUACUGCGACGCGAUUGGCCGAGUUCGCUAACAUCAGACUUUGAAUCGCGGCAUCAUUGUUCAGUACACUUUUAACCAUCGUGUUACUUCUUUUUUACGAUACUGCUAUCAGUUGCAAUCGUUAUCUCUUACGUUAUUCUCCGCAAGUGAGAACAAAAGUGUGUCGUAAGUGUUUGUAUCUCGCAGACGUUUGUAUUCCACAAUCUUUCGAUGCCUUCGGUGAUCGGCUCCGCGUACACGUUAUUGAAGUUUAAUUGUUUUCGUGUACUACUCCAAGGGAAGAGCGCGAUGAGAUCACGGAUGGUGCGGCAUUAGGCGAUUCACCGUUCUGUAAUCAACUCUAGGACAGUGUGGGAGCUUUCCAGCUUUCCAUAAGAUCGAUUCCUGCAUGUAUCUCCUCGCUGCAUGGAUGUCAUGCCACCACUUGACUUGAACAAACUCAAGAAAAGACCAUUAGAAGUUUCGGAACGACCCAAGAAAAAGAUAGACAGGUUCGAUGGAUUGUCAGAGGAGGAGGUACAAAAAUAUACGUUGGAAGAUUAUCUGGAGAUGAAUCUGGACAUAGUGUUUGUCGGAAUCAAUCCGAGUUUAACAGCCGCGCACCGUGGUAGAUAUUACGCAGGUCCCGGUAAUCACUUUUACAAGUUGCUACAUGAAUCGGGUCUAACGCCACGAUUUGUCAGUUUUGAGGAAGACUAUAAACUGUUGCAAUACAAUAUUGGCUUGACAAAUAUCGUAUCACGUCCUACUAGAUCUGCUGCAGAUCUUAAGCGAACAGAACUCAAAGAGGGUGCUAAAAUAGUGGAAGAAAAACUAAGAUUAUACAAACCCAAAAUUGCAGUAUUUAACGGUAAAUGCAUCUAUGAAGUAUUUGCUCACAUUACUACUAAAUCUAAAUUUUAUUUUGGAUUACAACCAGAACGCAUUGAUAAUACUGCAAUUUGGGUGACACCGUCGAGCAGCGCACGGUGUGCUAAUUUUCCCAGAAUGAUGGACAAGUUGCAGUUUUACACGGCAUUGAAAAAGUAUCUACAUUUUCUGAAAGGCGAAAUUACCGACGUCGAUGUAAAGGAAUUCUGCUUUGAGAGAUGCAAGCAAAUUAUACCCAGCACUUCCAAAAUGUGGCGACGCAAAAACAUCUCUACUUUUCUUUAUGGAGGUAGAGUUGUUAAUAAAAACACGCUUUGUUUAGAUACAUCUGAAGAAAAUAUUGCUUUAAUUCAUACAGCAGAAUUUUUAGUAGAAAAAACUAAUGAUGAAAAAUAUGAUGAAGAUGAGAAUAUGUCUAUUAAUAAGAAAACAUGUAGUCAAGAAAGUGAAAGUCAAACAUCAUUUAACGAAACUAUAGGAAAAAUUGAGAGAAAUAUGAAAGAAACGGAAAAGCUUCUAGAUUCUGGUGAUGAAGUAGUAGUUAAGUCAAAAACUAAACGAAUCUCUAAUAUUAAUAGAAAAAAAAGUAAAAAUUAUCCCAUUGUAAUUAACAAUACUUUAAAUCAUGAAGAUAAUGCAACCAAUUUUAAAAAUAAUGAAAAACGUGUAUCUUCAAGAAUUGUUCCCAAAACACAAAAUUACUUGAAAAAUUGCAAUAGUCAUGACACAGAUUUUAUAAGUAUAAUCAAACAAAGAUUAUCACAGAAAAGUAGCAAUGAUAAUAGUGCAUGCACUGUCUCAAGAUCAAAAUCUAAUUCUAAAAAAAAUAAAACGGUAAAUAUUAAUGAUGAAGAUACAAGUGUAUAAUUUUCAAUUCUAAAUAUUUACAAUUUAGCAGUAUGUGUACAUACAUCUUAUUCUUUUGUAACUUGAAGUUUGUUACCAAGAUAUUUAUUAUAUAUAGACAAAUAAAAUAUAAUAAGUCAAACUGA